AUGACAGAAUACGUAUCACAAGGUGAUGGAUUUCUGAUGAACGACAACGAUCCAAGUCGUCCGAUGGUCAUGUAUUAUCAUGGCUUGAUCAUGCAGUACGCGGAGCGUGGUGACGUACAAAGCGUGCGGCACAACCUAAGACUUGUGAAAGACUCCCCAGGAGCCCUGGGACGCGCACUCCACCGAGCAGCCCUGGGAGACGGAAGUGUUCUGAAAGUCCUGCUCGAGGCCGCGGGCACCGCGGUUACCGCAGAGGUGAACACUCGUUGCGAGCUCGGGUGGACCGCGCUGAAUCGGGCCGCCUGCCGAGGAAAGUCGGAGUGUGUAGCCCUGCUCCUCGCCGCGGGGGCCGAUCCGGACCGACGCGUUGUAAACCAUGUUUACAAUCACACCCCGCUGGCAAUGGCCACGCGAGGCGCACAAGAAUAUGGGACCAAUAUUCCACCUCCUUAUGCCGAGUCCCAACGCAUCUUCUACCUUCUGCUCCGCGCCGGCGCCACGUUCGGGGGCAUGAUAAGGGUGGUGGUCCCGCUCGUCUUACCUGAGGGCCUUCAAUUUGGCCCUGCCAAGCUCCUGGUCGACACCGACGACCAGUACCUCCGCAAGGUGGUCGCUGCUGGCGGUUUUCGGAAUUACGAGAAAGCCCACCGGCAAGCGCUCGCGAAGACGUUCGCCAGAGUCGUCUUCCCGCGCCUCCCGGUGGACGCGCUGUCACACGUCGUCGCUUUUGCGUUUCACACGGGGGCCUACUGA
Messenger RNA from Pelagomonas calceolata, 753 nucleotides. The record is from the annotation of a GenBank genome assembly. Lineage: Eukaryota; Pelagophyceae; Pelagomonadales; Pelagomonadaceae.